This is a messenger RNA of Paramecium sonneborni, 2284 nucleotides long. The record is from the annotation of a GenBank genome assembly. NCBI's taxonomy places the organism in Eukaryota, Ciliophora, Oligohymenophorea, Peniculida, Parameciidae.
AAUAAUUGUUUGAACUAAUCCAAAAAUUAGAUGAAUUACCAUAACACCAGAAGUUACUAUUAAUUGAAUGCACCAAACAUAUUGUCUACAAAAAGGGUUCCAAGUUUGACACCUCCUAAAAAUGAUCUAAAUAGUAACUCAAAGGAUAAAAUGUAUAUAAAAAUUGUUAAUUAGUAAUAAAUAAUAGCAAGAAAAAGCUUCGAAUAGUCAAUUUAAAGCAGAAGAUUUAUAUUUACCAAUUUAGAAUGCUUAGUUUUUACAAAAAUAAAAUACAAUCUUAUCUGCUAGAAAAGCUACAAUUAAUUUGAGUGAUAGUUCAGAUAAACUUAGAAAAACAUCUCCUAAUUAAAAGUAUAGAGCCAAAAUAUUUUAAGAUCUCCAAACAAUCCAAGGUUGUCUACAAUAUAAAAAAACAAAAUAAUCAGCAUCUCGUAAUCAUAAUAAGCAAUAGCUUAAGUCUUAGUAAAAAUGCAAGAAAAUAAUAAUAUAUCUAAUAUCAACAAAUAAUGUAUUCUAAAUAGAUUGAAUUAGUGUAUCAAAUUCCAGAAUUAGAAUAAACAAAGAAAAGUACUAUCAAUAGUAAGGAAUAUUCUAAUUCCUCAAAACAUAAGACAGAAGAUUAUCAAAAACUAAAGAAGGAAAACUUGAUCCUUUAAAAUAAGUUAUAUAAGUUAGAAUUAAAGGUAUUGUUAUGAAAAUCAAAUAGAUUAUGGAAUUGUAAAAGGUUAACUAGUAGUUACUAAAUCUGGCCAAUUCAUGUGAUUGUCAUUAAUCUUAAUUAAAAGAUUUAGAAAUAACAAUUAAUGAUAUGGGUCAGAUUUAAGAGAUAGUCAAUCCAUUAUAAUUUGAUAAUGUUGGUCUUUUAGAUUUAUAAACAAAAGAAAACCUAUAAAAUAAAAGAGAAUCAUACUGUUAAGAAGUGUCUGAAAUAAAGUCUAACAAUUUCUUUGAAAAUGGAAAUUCGGAUAAAAUAAUUGAACAACUAUUUGAACAAUAUUUAUCUAAUUUUUAAGAAUUAACAGUAUUUAAAGGCUUAACUAAAAUUAUGGAACAAUCAAAUAUGCCUAUUCCUUCAGUACUGAAAACAUUAUCUUUAGUUAUUAAUAUAUGAACUUUUUAUAAAUAUUUUAAUUAGAUGACAUCGAUCUCGAGUGCCAAUGGAUACAUACUCAUAGCCAUGUAAAUGUUAGUUAAUACUGCUUCAUCAAUCGUCUUUAAGUUAUAAUCAAAAAUAACAAUCAAUAAUUAGGAAUUUAAUCAUCCAUUUACUUAAACACUUACAAUGUUUUUCGGUGAAUCAAUUUGUUAUAUUAUAUUUUUGUUAUACAAAUCUUUUAAUUAUUCAAAAUAUUUAUACGAACUGGAAAUUGCUAAAAAAUUGAAAUAAGAAACAAAGAUUAAUUAUUUAGUAGUAAUAAUUCCAACUUUAUGUGAUUUGGUUGCAAGUUGUUUAGCAUUUUUUGCAUUGUCAUUAAUGCCUACAUCAGUUUAUUAGAUGUUGAGAGGAGCAACAGUUGUAAUAACUGCAAUAUUUUCAGUAAUAUUUUUAAAAAAAGUUCCAACUAAACACUAAAUAUUAGGAAUGUCUUUAGUAGUAUUAGGGAAUUUAAUUGUCGGUAUUACUAUAUAUUUUAAAUAAACACAAUCAGAUUAUUUAAUUGGAGUGUUAUUUUUAUGUUUAUCUUUUUUUAUUUUUUCAGUUUAAGUGAUUUUAGAGGAGAAAUAUUUUAGAAAAUACUAUUUAAAUCCUUUUGAAUUAGUUGGUUUGGAAGGAUUAUGGGGUUUGGUAUUUACUUCUAUUUUGUUGGUGAUUUUAGAAAUUAUUCCAUGCCCAUCAAAUAUGCAAAGCGGCUGUCCUUAGAAUUCAGAUGGAAAAUAUUAUUUAGAAUAAACAAUUUAAUUUUUUUAGGUGGUUUUUUCAUUUAAGAAUUAAAGUUAUUAGCCAUAAUUGUUUUUACUAAUAAUUGCAGAAGCAACAUCAAUUUUAUUAUUAAAUUCUAUUUGUAUGGCUGUAGUAAAAUAUUUGAGUGCUUUGACAAAAAGUGUAGUAUAAGUAACAACAAUUGCAUUAGUAUGGAUAACUUGCUUAAUAAUAGGGUGGGAGAAUUUUUAUUGGGGUUAAUUAAUUGGAUUUAUAAUAUUAGUCUUUGGAUCAUUAAUUUAUAACAGUAUAAUAAAAUUGCCAUUUAAAGUAUAAAUUAAUCAAUAAAUUUAGUGUUUAGAAUAAAAGAAUUAAGUCAAUGAAUAAGAGAAAAAGAGUAUAAAUGAAGAAUUAUUAAAUUGA